UCGGGUGGUACUGCUUGGUACCAUGGGAAGGGCAGUCCUCUGUGGCACGAGUUAAUGUUUAUCCAACGGAAAUAUUUUGAAAGGAGAACUUCAAUUCCCACAGUAUCACAAAUGGGGGCCGAUCCUGUCGAUCAGAUCUGAAGUUUGCGGAGGAUUUAAUUCAUUCAUAAGGUUUUAAUGAUGACCGAGGGAACAUGCCUUCGUAGAAGGGGGGGGCCGUACAAGACUGAGCCGGCGACAGACCUGACCCGCUGGAGGCUGAGUAACACAGAGGGCAGGCAGACAUGGCGCUAUGUAGAGGAUCAAGACACAUCAGACAGGGAGCAGACUAUGCUUGAAGCCCAUUCACUUGGUUUGGAUACGAGUAAAUUCAUCCCUGGCUCUCCCUCAGCCCACACUGCAGUGGAGUCAGCCCUGAAGGGCAUGGCAUUCUACAGCCAACUCCAGGCAGAAGAUGGCCACUGGGCAGGAGACUACGGAGGACCCCUCUUCCUGCUACCAGGUCUCCUGAUCACCUGUCACAUAACCCAGAUCCCUCUCCCUGAGGCCUGGAAGAAGGAGAUGGUGAGAUACCUGCGCUCUGUCCAGCUGGCUGAUGGGGGCUGGGGCCUACACAUUGAAGACAAGUCCACAGUGUUUGGCACGGCCCUCAGCUACACCACCCUGAGGAUCCUGGGAGUGGGACCGGAUGACAAGGAUAUGGUUAGGGCCAGGAACAACCUGCACAAUAAAGGAGGUGCGGUUGGCAUCCCCUCCUGGGGUAAAUUCUGGUUGGCCAUCCUCAAUGUGUACAGCUGGGAAGGAAUGAACACGCUCCUCCCGGAGAUGUGGCUGUUCCCUACCUGGUUCCCUGCUCACCCAUCCACUCUCUGGUGCCACUGUCGCCAGGUCUACCUUCCUAUGAGCUACUGCUACGCUGUCAGGUUUGCUGCCCAGGAGGACCCCCUGGUGCUCAGCCUCAGACAGGAGCUGUAUGUCCAGGACUAUGCCACCAUCAACUGGCCUGGUCAGCGGAACAAUGUGGCAGCAUGUGACAUGUACACACCACACAGCACGCUACUCACCGUGGCUUACAUGGUCAUGAACGUGUAUGAGGCCCACCACAGCAGCAGUCUACGAGGAAGAGCGGUCAAAGAGCUGUACGACCACAUACAGGCUGACGACCGUUUCACCAAGUGCAUCAGCAUCGGCCCAAUCUCCAAAACGAUCAACAUGCUGGUGCGCUGGCACGUGGACGGACCCUCUUCCACUGCCUUCCAGGAGCACGUGUCCAGGAUCCCAGACUACCUCUGGCUGGGAUUGGAUGGUAUGAAAAUGCAGGGAACCAAUGGAUCACAGCUAUGGGACACAGCUUUCACAGUUCAGGCGUUCCUAGAAGCAGGGGCUCAGGACAGCCCCAGGUUAGAAGAGUGUCUUAAACACGCCCACCAGUUCCUCACCAUCACACAGAUACCAGACAACCCCCCAGAAUACCAGAAAUACUACAGACAGAUGAACAAGGGAGGGUUCCCCUUCAGCACGCGGGACUGUGGCUGGAUCGUGGCCGACUGCACGGCAGAGGGCCUAAAGUCAGUGAUGCUUCUGCAGGAACACUGUCCCUUCAUCAGUCAGCACGUCCCCUCAGAGCGCCUGUGUGACUCCGUCAAUGUGUUGCUAAGCAUGAGAAACAGAGACGGCGGUUUUGCCACUUAUGAGACCAAGCGUGGAGGGAGACUGUUGGAGCUACUCAACCCCUCAGAGGUGUUUGGUGACAUCAUGAUAGACUACACCUAUGUGGAGUGCACCUCAGCAGUCAUGCAAGCUCUGAGACACUUCCAGCACGUGUACCCUGAAUACCGGACAGAGGAGAUCAGGUCCACUCUGAGAGAAGGAUUGGAGUACUGCCGGAGGGUGCAGAGGCCCGAUGGGUCAUGGGAAGGAUCCUGGGGAGUGUGCUUCACCUAUGGGGUCUGGUUCGGCUUGGAGGCCUUUGCCUGCAUGGGUCACACCUACCAUGAUGGCGGUGGUGUGUGUAAGGAGGUGCAGAGUGCCUGUGACUUCCUGGUGGCCCACCAGAUGGAGGAUGGGGGCUGGGGUGAGGACUUUGAGUCCUGUGAGCAGCGUCGCUACGUGCAGAGUGCUAACUCCCAGAUCCACAACACCUGCUGGGCCCUGCUGGGCCUCAUGGCUGCUAGGUACCCAGAUGCACAGGUGAUUGAGAGAGGAAUACAGCUGUUGGUUGACAAGCAGCUGCCCAAUGGAGACUGGCCACAGGAAAACAUCUCGGGAGUAUUCAAUAAGAGCUGUGCCAUCAGCUACACUUCCUACAGGAACGUCUUCACCGUGUGGACGCUGGGACGCUUCUUUAACCUCUUCCCCUCCAGCCCUCUGGCCGGGAAGGUGAAGCUGUGAGGUCAGAGGUCACCUAGUCAGCAAGGAUUGGAACAGUGCCCUUUCUAAUCUAUACAUAAAGAACGGUCGUGAACAGGGUUGGGGAGUAAUGGAUCACAUGUAAUCUGUUAAAUGUAACUGAUUCUAAAAGUAUUUUUUACCUGUAAUCCGUUACCAGCUAAAAUAUUGUAAUCAGAUUACAGAUACUUUUGAAAAACUAGAUGAUUACUUCUUCCUCAAUAACAUUCAAAUAAUCUUAAAUGUGUUCCACUUGAGAGAGAGUCAGAGACCAUUACACACCAAAUGUGUUUAAUGAUAUGCGGGAAAAGAGCAGGAAUAGGCUUUUGUAGACAGUCCAAGCCAUGUCUUCCAAUGGGUGCGACUGCUGUCAGCAUCAAAGAUUAUUCAUCCAAUUUGUAUAAACGCUUGGAGGUAAGGAUGACAGCAGUGUUGUAGCCUACGGGUGCUAGGAUAUCACUUAUUAUUGAUAUCUACAUAGCUCAUUGAUGUGAAUCACACUGCUGCUCAAUCUAAUUCGUGCUGAUUAAAGAAAAAUGCCCAUAGGCCUAACGGACACAUGCUCAAACACACACACUUUUGAUGGACUUAAACAGCUGCAAAUUAUUGAGAUAUCAAAGUGUCACCAACAAAAGCUUAAACAAUAGGCCUAUAGCAAAUGCAGCAUAUGGAAAUCAUUUUUCACAUGCACUUUUCCAAGUCCUAUUUUUGAAGACCAAGGGGUAUGAAAUCAAUUGGAAGGAUUGGAAAUCUGACAGACUUGAUUUUCAAUGUGAAGAUGUAGCCUACUAAUUUUAUUAUCUAUAUUAAAGUAGAAAGCUAUCGGUUAAAAGAAGCCUACUUAACUAUAAAGUAAAAUGCAACAUCUAUUUAUUGCCAGAACUUUGUAAACUCUAACAUUGAUUUAUCCUGCAAUAGAUGUCAUUCAAUUGUUAAUAUUCAUUUUUGUCUUCUUCUAAUGCCGCUUAAGGGGAAAGUAAUCUAAAAGUAACUUAAAGUUUAGCAGAUUACGUUACUGAGUUUGGGUCAUCCAAAAGUUAGUGAUUACAAUUGUGGACAGGUAACUAGCAACUGUAACAGAUUGCAUUUCUAAAGUAACCUCCCCAACCCUGUUCGUAAAAGUUACGUUUUUCAAUUUUUCUACUGGGUGAGUCCUGAAAAGACCUCAACCUUGGGAUCACCUUACCUUGCCUGCUAUUUUAACAUUCCUCUUGCCUUACAUUUUGGUGGGACUGAACUCUUCGAAACAAACCUUUUUAGCUGCUAUGUGAGAAAUGAGGGUGUCAUUUUGGCAUCUGUAUUAUGAAAUAAAAAUCGAGCCCUUUAAUCAAUCUGUAAAUAGUGCUGAAAUAAAAGUGUUUCCAUGUUGCCUAUUAAUAUCAACCUUAGUUUCUGAAAAUCUAUUGAUGUAAUUGAUUUGUAACGAAAUCUUAUUUUGAAAUGCAGAAUAAAGUCAUUUUGGAUGGUU
Molecule: messenger RNA, 3856 nt
Organism: Oncorhynchus keta (chum salmon)
Lineage: Eukaryota; Metazoa; Chordata; Actinopteri; Salmoniformes; Salmonidae
Gene: lss
Product: lanosterol synthase (2,3-oxidosqualene-lanosterol cyclase)
Exons: 22
Coding region: 178-2391 (737 amino acids)
Biological process (GO): triterpenoid biosynthetic process; cholesterol biosynthetic process
Cellular component (GO): lipid droplet
Molecular function (GO): lanosterol synthase activity
Source: RefSeq, a predicted model, not a curated record